GUACGCAUGUUGGCUGCCUCUUGGUUCAGCAGCAGUUUGAAUGCCAUCAUGUACACAGCCAGCACGUUUUCACUAUCCUUCUGUGGCCCCAACACUGUCCACCAGUUCUUCUGCGAUGGUCCCCAGUUGCUAAGACUUGCAUGCUCCACUGACCAUGUCCUGGAAGAUGUGAGCUUAGCCAUUACCAUCUGCUUAUCUUUCUUCUGCUUCGUGCUCAUCGUGGGCUCCUACGUCCGCAUCUUCUCAGCCGUGCUGAGGAUGCCAUCGGCGGAGGGCCGCUCCAAAGCCUUCUCCACCUGUCUGCCCCACCUGGUCGUCGUCACUCUGUUUGUCACGUCUGGCACUUCUGCCUACCUAAAGCCAAUACCAGACUCUCCUUCUGCACUGGACCUGCUGGUAUCUGUGUUCUAUGCCUUGGUGCCCCCUACCUUUAAUCCCCUCAUCUACACCGUGCUGAGGAUGCCGUCGACGGAGAGCCACUUCAAAGCCUUCUCCACCUGUGAGAUUGCUUAUAGCUCUUCUCCAGAAAACCCCCAACACUAA
Messenger RNA from Tachyglossus aculeatus (Australian echidna), 543 nucleotides. RefSeq names its product olfactory receptor 14K1-like. Gene Ontology annotation, biological process: G protein-coupled receptor signaling pathway. The annotation marks the transcript as partial. Lineage: Eukaryota; Metazoa; Chordata; Mammalia; Monotremata; Tachyglossidae. The transcript has 3 exons. Gene Ontology annotation, cellular component: membrane. Gene Ontology annotation, molecular function: olfactory receptor activity. The record is from RefSeq and is a predicted model, not a curated record.